Dichotomopilus funicola is the source of this 1212-nucleotide messenger RNA. RefSeq lists its product as uncharacterized. Gene Ontology annotation, cellular component: cytoplasm. The record is from RefSeq and is a predicted model, not a curated record. The coding region runs from base 1 to 1212 and encodes 403 amino acids. Gene Ontology annotation, biological process: ribosome disassembly; nonfunctional rRNA decay; nuclear-transcribed mRNA catabolic process, non-stop decay. The transcript has a single exon. Lineage: Eukaryota; Fungi; Ascomycota; Sordariomycetes; Sordariales; Chaetomiaceae.
AUGCGCUUCGCUUCAAAAAAGCAGACGAUUCAAGGAAUCGAUGAGGAUGCUGGUGUGUCGCUCCUCAUCGUUGAGCCCGAGGACAUGUGGCACGCCAACAACCUGAUCUCGGCCGGCGAUGUCGUGCACGCUCCAGCCUUUCGCAAAGUGACCAUGACCACGGUGACCGGGUCGACCUUCGGCAAGAGCGUGCGGACCAACCUCUCCAUCAAAGUCAAGUCCACCUUCUUCGACCCGCUCGCGUCGGAGCUCAAGGUCUCGGGCACCGUCGCCAACGAGAACGACUGGGUCAGCAUCGGACAGCACCACACGAUCACGCUAAAGUACGAAAAAACCGACAUCAAGUUCACCAUCUGGAAGAGCGCUGGCUGGGACUCAGUAGCGCGGCAGGCGCUCAAGGAAGCGCUGAGCGAGGACCGGCCCGAAGCCAUCGCGGCCGUGGUCAUGCAGGAAGGGCUGGCCAACAUCUGCCUCAUCACCGAGUUCCGCACCAUCAUCAAGCAACGCAUCGACAGCCCGAUUCCGAAAAAGCGUGCUGCCACUACGGGCGGCGGCGGCACAACCAUGUCCACCUUCUACGACAAAACCCUCUCCAGCCUACGUCACAACAUCGACUUCUCCAUCCCGCGCACCCUACUCCUCGCCAGCCCGGGGUUUGCGGCCGACGAUUUCCGGACUUACAUGCUUUCGGAAGCGGCACGGACGAGCGACAAGGCGCUGCAGCGCAUCGCCAAGGACGCUGUGGUCAUCCCGUCCACGACGGGGCACGUGCAUAGUCUCAACGAGGUGCUGAAGAGCAGCAAGGCGAAGAAGAUCCUAGAGGACGCCAAGUUCUCGACCGAGUCGAACCUGAUGGACCAGUUCUACGACCGGCUGCGGAAAGACGACGGGCGGGCGUGGUACGGGACGCAGCCGGUGGAAAAAGCUGUGGUUGAGGGGGCUGUGGGCCGCGGCGGCGGGGUGUUGUUUGUAAACAACGGCUUCUUUCGGAGCAUGGAUGUAGCGGAGCGGAAGCGGUACGUUGGGUUAGUAGAUAAGGUGAAGGAAGAUGGUGGGGAGGUGAGGUUGUUAAGUAGCGACAACGAGAGCGGGAAACGGCUCGAGUCCCUGGGUGGGAUUGCGGCGAUCUUGACAUAUCCUAUAUUCGAUUUGGAUGAGGACGGAGAGGAGGAUGAAGGGGGCGAAGCCGAGAAUGAUAACAUGGUAAUAUGA